AUGUUGUCGUAUGCGUUCGACACUAUGUCGGAUCUUUUUGUUGCUUGGAUUCAUUAUAAGGCGAUGCGUUUUAACGAAGCUUACUGUAUUCUAGCGUUCGCUUUAAUACCUUCACUGCUCAUAAAUAUGCUUACAUUAUUGUGGAUAAUUGACGCUGAGUUGCAUAUCAAAGAAAGAGCUCAUCCUCGCAGAAUAUUGAGAGGAGAGAAUGACACAAAAUCUAAAUUCUUUUCAAUCUCAUUUGUCACAAUGUUGUGUGUUCUGCAGCUAGGACCAAUUAUUUUCUACUUGAAAGCAAUUUAUUACGGAAGGAAACAGCGAGAAGCCUACAGAGAAAACAAAGAAAAUCGUCAGUUUUAUGAAAAAAUGGCUGAAGCUGAAAGGGAUGUCACAUUUUUACGACUCAUGGAAUCUUAUAUGGAAACGGCGCCACAAUUGAUUGUGCAAAGCACAAUUCUUUUCCGAUAUUUGCUCCAAUUUUUGGAUUCUGGAAAACCAUUUAGUCACAUUGAAUUCUGGGCAUUUUUUCAAUUCGCUUCUGUUAUUCUAUCAAUUAUCAGCAUAUCGUGGUCGGUUGUUGCUCAUAAUCGAUGCUUGAGAAUUGUACGGGAGGAUAAGAAGAAUUACGAUCGCAUAUUGCUCAUUUCAAUGUUUCUCUGGCGUUUCUGCACGGUCUUCUCGAGAAUUGCUGUCCUCAGUUUGUACGUAAUUUUCCUGCAAUUGUAUUCCGGCGUUUUAAUUAUGUCACACAUGGCAUUGUCAUUUGCUCAUAUAGUGUAUUUGCAGGGGCUAGAAAUGGAACCAUGCACCGUUUUAGAGAGAUUGCUUCUUGUAGUAAAUGGACUUCUCGUUGUCCUUCAUUUUCAAACAAUCAACAUUCGUUUCUUGUUCUACGUUCACUACGGAUUACUAUGUAUUUUUGCUUUAGGAGUUGUAUUCCUGUGCAUUUCGUACUCGUUCUAUCAUCCGAAUGUUCUGAAAAAGGAUCAAGCAUUAUCUCGGCAUCCUGUUAUAGAAGUCGGCCAACCAAUGCCAGAUUAUACUCCAAUGAUUCGUGAUGAAGUUAACUCAAUUCCUGAAGACCCUGUAAUAACUUUAACCGUAUCCAACGAAGAAGGACAGAUGGAAAACGGGUAA
Molecule: messenger RNA, 1137 nt
Organism: Caenorhabditis bovis
Lineage: Eukaryota; Metazoa; Nematoda; Chromadorea; Rhabditida; Rhabditidae
Source: the annotation of a GenBank genome assembly